Molecule: messenger RNA, 2199 nt
Organism: Magallana angulata
Lineage: Eukaryota; Metazoa; Mollusca; Bivalvia; Ostreida; Ostreidae
Product: transformer-2 protein homolog alpha-like
Exons: 11
Coding region: 143-1084 (313 amino acids)
Biological process (GO): positive regulation of mRNA splicing, via spliceosome
Cellular component (GO): spliceosomal complex
Molecular function (GO): RNA binding
Source: RefSeq, a predicted model, not a curated record
GAAAAGUCUCAGGGCAAAACGCAUGUAGGGACGAAACGUCUGGUAUUCGUACGCUACCACGCCAUUUUGUAUUUUUGUGUGUGUGCAGUUAACAAAGCUUUUUGUGAAAUCACCAUUAAAAGCUUUAUUGAAGGCAACAAAAAUGAGUGAAAACGGGGAGCUUCGAAUGUCAAGGUCACAUUCUAGGGAGUCGGAGGGUUCUCACAAAUCAGAUGCCACAUAUUCUCACUCAAGAUCCCCAUCCAAUGAAAAGGGAUCUCCCAAGUCCAGAGAUUCCAGAUCUAAAUCCAGAUCCAAGUCUCCAUACAGACGCUCCUCUCGCCGGUAUUCUGGGUCCAGAUCCAGGUCUAGAUCACAUUCAAGAGGACACAAAAGGUCAAGAAGCAGAUCAUAUCACAGAGAUCGCUAUUCAAGGUCACGGUCAAGGAGCUAUCACAGGAGGUCAAGAUACUCAAGGAGUCGAAGCCGUGGAAAAUCUCCAAACUACCGGGAUUACUACAGCAGAGAGAGCCGCAGUAGUCGACAUCGAAGCCGCAGUCGAUCGCCAGGAUAUUCCAGGCGACGGAGAGGAAAGGAAACGUCCCCUAUGUCCAACAGACGCAGACAUACUGGAAAUAGAGAUAACCCAGAGCCAACAAAGUGUCUGGGGAUAUUUGGUCUGAGUUUGUACACUCAAGAACGAGACCUGAGGGAGGUCUUUGGUCGAUUUGGCCCGUUGGAGGAUGUGCAAGUUGUGUAUGACAGACAGACUGGGCGAUCCAGGGGAUUUGCUUUUAUCCACUUUAGAAAUGUUGAAGAUUCGAUCGAGGCAAAAGAUCGUGGUCCUGGAAUGGAGAUAGAUGGAAGAAGAAUCCGUGUGGAUUUCUCAAUUACUACAAGAGCACACACCCCUACACCAGGAAUCUACCUUGGCAAGCCUACAGCGUCCAGUUACAGCAGAAGAAGAUCCCCAUCUCCCUACCACAGAGGAGGGGGCGGAGGAGGUGGUUACAGCCGUGGGAGUCGCUACUCCAGAUCUAGGUCGAGGUCACGCUCUUACAGCCCUCGGUGUGAAGAAAGAAAAAUGAAGAGAUGUAUCGGGUAACUUCAUUUUGAAGAGGGUAUUUGAAGAUUUGAAAAAUGAAGAAAGAAAAAUUGAGAAGUAGGAAUGAAGAGUUGAUCAGAUCAGAAAAUGAAGAGAAUUUAGUGAAGUAGGGAGGAGGAUAGAAAAUUGAAAGUGUAGGGAAUUUGAAGAGAAUGGGUAUUUAAUGAAGAUAGAAAAGGGUUUUGCAAUUGAAAAAAGAAGAAGGGCAAAAGGUGAAGAAAAGACAGGGUAAGACCAACAAUUUCCUUCCAGUCUUUAAAAGAGUCUCGGUUAUUUAGGCCCCAGUUUUCCUCCUGAAGGAUAUGCCAUACAUUUAGUAAUCAAUGAUUUGCAUGUUCAAAUUUAGAUUUUCAAUUCAAAUUUGAAAGACAAGUUAUUACAGUAAUGUAAUUGUUAUUGGCCCCUUUCGAAAUAAUCGAUGCAUGGUUAAACAGUUUACUAACUAACUGAACAUCCUGAUCUACAAUGACCAGUUAUUGAAUCUUGACACUUUGUGCGCGUCAGCGCAACCUUAUAAAGGAACAGGUUCAAGGGUACAGAAGUUUGGCUGAUGGAAAGAAAUUGCAAGGGUGAAGGGUUGCUGGUUUUAAACAGCAAAUAUAUAUGUACAUAUGACAGCUGCUUUGUUUCAGAAUUGUGGUGUAAAUCUAGAAAAAAAAGGAUGGUAAGUUUUGAGAAGGGAAAUAUAAUGAAAGGUACGAAAAAAAAUAAUUUAUGGAAACGAACAUUUUAAAUAGUGGUAGCAAGAAAAUCUUCAAUUAUAUGACCUUUAAUGCUACUGCUGUUUGUGGAAUAAUUAAUAUUUAAGAUGAUUUUGGUCAACUUACUUAUUUUCUUAUUUAUUAAUGUUAAUUUUUAAACCAAAAGCUAAUGGUUAUUAGGCAUAUUGAGUUUUAAACAUGAAACCUAGGAAGUAUAAUAUUUUAUUUAAGAAUUUCCAGCAAGAUCGGACCACUACUACCCACUCGCACCAAGUUGGUAAAGCCACUAGUGAUGGAGUUAUUGGACUUGGUUUGAUAUCCUAGUGAUGAAAACGAGUGUUAGUUUCUUGAUAUAUACAUUAGAAAUGUCAAAUCUUUUGUAGAUAUUGAAUAAAAAAAAUUGGUGAACAUUGA